AUGGCAAGCCAAAUCGUUGUCUUAGCACUCAUCUUCGUCGCCAUCGUUGGUUGUGUAUCGGCCCAGGCACCCGCCACAACCCCCACCACUUCCCAAGCCGCCGCCGCACCUGUAGCGGAUGCCACCACCCCAUCUGGCUCCGCAGCAGCACUUACCCCAGGCUCUGACGCAGGUGCAUUAUCUCCCACCGAAGGCUCCGCUAACUCCCCCGUCGACAGUCCCGUUGGCAACACCGACGACAUUGCUGCAUCCGUUCCUGCCCCAGAACCUUCCACAAAGAAGAGCGGUGCAUCAUCCUUGGGAUUCUCCGCCGUCACCGGUGCCGCCGCAGUUGCCGGUUACUUCCUCUUCUGA
Macadamia integrifolia is the source of this 354-nucleotide messenger RNA. RefSeq names its product classical arabinogalactan protein 11-like. The transcript has a single exon. Bases 1 to 354 code for a protein of 117 amino acids. The record is from RefSeq and is a predicted model, not a curated record. Lineage: Eukaryota; Viridiplantae; Streptophyta; Magnoliopsida; Proteales; Proteaceae.